Trypanosoma conorhini is the source of this 486-nucleotide messenger RNA. RefSeq lists its product as uncharacterized. The transcript has a single exon. Bases 1 to 486 code for a protein of 161 amino acids. The record is from RefSeq and is a predicted model, not a curated record. NCBI's taxonomy places the organism in Eukaryota, Euglenozoa, Kinetoplastea, Trypanosomatida, Trypanosomatidae.
AUGCACCUCGCAGCUGCCAAGUCUGUGGGGGACACGUGCCGCGGCACCGGCGCCGUCUUGGGUGAGUGUCUUUUAGGCGUCGCAGUGCAGAGCCGGACACCACAGCCGCCGGACGCAGCUGUGCAAAUGCGCUUGGACGGCCUCAGAGGUGCGAUUGGGGGUCGGGUGCCACAAGGAGCCUGCGUCACGGGCUGGCCUCCCUUUUUAUUUUAUUUUUUUGUUGGGGAACCUAAAAGCAAACAGGCAGGCUGCCCGCCUGCACCGCCCCCGCCUCUGGUUGAGGGGAGCCGCACCGCUGGGAGGUCUGCCGCUGCUGCGUGGCUUCUCUGCGUGUGUGGCUGUGGUCUCCUGCUGCCGCCUUUUUCUUCGUUCCGUCUGCACUCCCGCUCCCGCUCCCGCUUUCUCUAUUUCUCCCUCCCGCCGCCCCGCAGACCACCAAGUAGAUUGUGCCUCUACCACCAUUGCCACUGCGACCGAUGGGUAUGA